Menidia menidia (Atlantic silverside) is the source of this 726-nucleotide messenger RNA. The record is from the annotation of a GenBank genome assembly. NCBI's taxonomy places the organism in Eukaryota, Metazoa, Chordata, Actinopteri, Atheriniformes, Atherinopsidae.
AAGUUUGAGCCUAACAGGACACCGUCCUCACACUGGCGAAAAAAUGGCGGCCGUCCUAGCGAGAAGGCUUUCUGGGCUGCUGAGGCCACUUUCUGCAUCCGUGUGUACCAGGACACCCCAGACCUGUAAGCUGUCCAGCCUGGUCCAGCCUCCGUCUCUCCUGUGUUCCGCCACAGCCGCUGUCCGAACCUCUCCUCGGGCUGCAGUGUGUUACACAGCCCGGGGCAGCAUCCUGCAGCGGGUGGUGCCACUUGUCCCCAGUCUGACUCAGCAGCCAUGCAGAAGUCUGACGUACUUUAGCGUGAAAAAGGGAAAGAGGAAGUCUGUAAAAUCAGUGACCCAAAGGUUCAUGCGGCUGCACUGUGGCCUGUGGAUAAGACGCAAGGUGUUUGCUGGAUAUAAGAAGAAACUGUGGAAGAAGAUGCCUGCCAGAAAGAAGCGCCUGAGAGAAAUUGUGUUUUGUAACAAAACACAGUGCAUUCUUUUAGAUAAAAUGACAGGCUCAUAUUGGAAAAGGAGAAACUGGUACGUCAAUGAUCCCUAUCAGAGGUAUCAUGACCGGGUCAAUCUCAAAGUGUAAUUUGCAGAUUCUUGCUAUGGGUCAGGCUUGCACAUAAUGUAAUUAUGGUCUACAUGUACGAAAUAAAACUCUAUUCCUAAAAUGUUUUGCUUUCGAUUGACUUUUGAGGAUAUCUGAAAAAAAUAAAAUAAAACCAAGUUUUUAAA